GGUCAUUCAGCAAAGAUAAAAUAGUAAUUAGGGACCUGCAAACUGGACAGCUAAGAACUUCUGUAAUUAUGGAUGUAAAAAUGCCAGGCAUAGCAGGAACUUUGGUGCCUGCCACAUUUAUGCCCAAGGUUGUCAGUGAUAAUGAAUUAGUAACUGCAACCAAGUCAUCAG
This is a messenger RNA of Racocetra persica, 171 nucleotides long. The record is from the annotation of a GenBank genome assembly. Lineage: Eukaryota; Fungi; Glomeromycota; Glomeromycetes; Diversisporales; Gigasporaceae.